CACCCUGCAGCAUGGGUAUUAGCCAUGAUAAGAGCCAAUGUUCAGUCUUAACAAUUCACCUUAAAGAUGCAAACACUAACGGCUUUUGUAAUUUUUCUGUUGGCUGUUGUUGUCACAAGUGCCGGGGCAGUUGAUACAUGCGAUCGAAUUAUUCAACAUGGAUAUCCUUGUGAAAGACAUAACUUGACUACCUCAGAUGGAUAUCGGCUGACCAUGUUUCGCAUACCCCACUCACAUCGUGGUGACCUGCAGCACAAUGUCACCGAUAAGCCGCCUGUUCUAUUUAUGCACUGUGUGGAAUGUUCAUCAGAUAUUUGGAUUUUAGUUGGGCCAGAUAGUGCUUUGCCCUUUAUGUUGGCCGAUGCUGGUUUUGAUGUCUGGUUGGGUAAUGCCCGUGGCAAUAUGUACUCUGAAGAGCAUGUAACUAUGGAACGCUCCUCUAUAGCCUUUUGGGCUUUCUCAUUGGACGAAUUGGGCACAAUUGAUGUGCCUGCUAAAAUCGAUUAUAUACUGGCCAAAAGCAAAAAGAAGAGUCUUCAUUUUGUUGGUUACUCCCAAGGAACGACGAAUUUUAUUGCGGCCCUCUCCGACAAGCCAGAAUACAAUGAGAAAAUACGCUCCAGUCAUUUGCUGGGUCCAGUGGUGUUUUUGUGUCAUGUGGGAGGGCCAUUCCCGGUACUUGCCUCUCCCCUGGUGGGCUCCGAUAAUCCAUUUGCCCAUAUGCUGGGCACUCUGGUGGGAACUGUGCCCUUGCAUGAGCUGACAGCCUUGGCGAGAAGUGUGGCAUUAGCCCUAUGCACCAGAGCAGACUUUGAGGAAAUGUGCGUUGGGAUUAUGAAUAUCAUAGCCGGCUGGGACUCUCCCUAUCUCAAUAGGUCUGUGAUUCCAGAAUUGUUGAGUACAUUUCCAGCUGGGUGUUCUUUUCGUCAAUUUGUCCAUUAUGCUCAGAAUGUCAUGUCUUGUGACUUUAGAUAUUUCGAUUUUGGUUUGGCUGGAAACAUGCUUAAAUAUGGUCAAGCAAAGCCACCCUCAUACAAUUUGUCAAAUGUCCACCCAGAAACGCCCAUGGAGUUGUAUUUCGCUGACAAUGAUAAUUUUGUACCUGCUCGCGAUAUCUAUCACUUGUAUAAAAUAUUUGGCAAACGGGCCUCUUGGAAUCGUGUGAAGCAUACAAAAUACAACCACAACGAUUACGCCAUGGCCUAUAAUGUGAAGGAGUGCCUAUACGAUUGCAUUUUGGAUAAAAUGCAGGAAUACGAAGGUCGUCCUUUUAAAGGAGAUCAAUGCACAUGUUUCAAGAAGAAUGCUUUUUGAAUAUGCCGCAAUAUAGCAGACAUUUUUAAAUAAAUUUUAAGUUUUAUACAAAACUAGCAAGGGCCCUCUCCGCUGCGGCUUCUUUUACCUUA
Stomoxys calcitrans (stable fly) is the source of this 1406-nucleotide messenger RNA. RefSeq names its product lipase 3. Gene Ontology annotation, biological process: lipid metabolic process. The transcript has 3 exons. Bases 67 to 1314 code for a protein of 415 amino acids. Gene Ontology annotation, molecular function: hydrolase activity, acting on ester bonds. Lineage: Eukaryota; Metazoa; Arthropoda; Insecta; Diptera; Muscidae. The record is from RefSeq and is a predicted model, not a curated record.